AUGAAUCGUCAACGAUUUUUUUAUUCUUCGUUUCCUAUCCUGGAUUCCUUUGUUUCUCACUCUUGCGCCUUCCUCCCCAAGCUAACUCCACUACUUCUUAAACCGCCCCAAAUCUUCGUCAAAUCGUCAUUUCGCAUUUCCCAUCGUCGACCGGAAAUUAUGGAAGAGCAGAAGGCAUCGUCGUGGGGAACUGGCCGGCGGCUGGUGGUCGUCGGAGGCGGCGUUGCUGGUUCAAUGCUCGCCAAAUCCGCCCAAUUCACUGCUGACGUCACCCUCAUCGACCCGAAGGACUACUUCGAGAUCCCAUGGGCAACCUUGAGGAGCACGGUCGAGCCUUCGUUCGCAGAGAGAGCAGUGAUCAAGCAUCGAGACUACUUCACGAAUGGGCGCGUUAUAACUUCCAAUGCAAUCGAUGUCACCGAGAAAGAAGUCAUGACUGAAGAUGGGGAAGCAGUUGGCUACGACUAUCUCGUCAUUGCAACUGGCCACAAGGAUCCUGUUCCCAAAACUAGGAAGGAAAGGAUUGCUCAUUACCAUUCAGAAAAUGAGAAGAUCAAGUCAGCUAGUUCCGUUUUGAUUGUUGGAGGGGGUCCUACGGGUGUUGAACUUGCUGGAGAAAUCGCUGUUGAUUACCCCGAAAAGCAGGUGACACUUGUUCAUAAUGGUCCAAGGCUGCUGGGGUAUAUUGGGCCAAAGGCUGGAGACAAGGCGUUAAGAUGGCUGAAAUCGAGGAAGGUUGAAGUGAAGCUGGAGCAGAGAGUCGAUCUAGACAAUGUGUUGGAUGACGAAGGCAGGAGAACGUAUCGUACCUCAUCCGGGGAAACUAUCCAAGCAGAUUGCCAUUUCUUGUGCACUGUGAAACCGGUAGGCUCGUCCUGGCUCAAGGACACUGUGUUGAAGAGUCACUUGGAUGCUAAGGGAAGGCUGAUGGUUGAUGAGUAUUUGAAGGUCAAGGGCAGAGACAAUGUCUUUGCCAUCGGAGAUAUCACGGACAUUCCUGAGCUCAAACAAGGGUACUUGGCUCAGAACCAUGCUUCAGUAGUUGCGAAAAACCUGAAGGUGACUUUAGAAGGAGGAAAGCCCUGCAGAUUGAGCACUCACAAGCCAGGAGCAGACAUGGCGAUGGUUUCACUGGGCAGGAGGGAAGCUGUGGCACAGUUCCCGUUUGCAACAAUCAGUGGCAUUGUUCCUGGAUUUGUCAAAUCCAGAGACAUGUUUGUAGGGAAAACCAGAAAGGCGAUGGGGCUAGAUCCUAAUGUUGUAGAACAUUGAAGCAUGGGUGUUUUGAUGGUUCGUGUUGUAUGAUGUGUUCUUAGUAGGAUUGGGUCAACCGAACUUACAAAUAAAUUAAGAUUCAAAUUGAAUGUUGUUAUGCAUACGUGACAAUGUGAAUCUUAAUUUGUGCAAUAAACAUCUAUAUAUAUACAUGUUUGCCAAUAAAAUGUAACUUGGGGUGCAAGUAAGGGGGAUAAUGCACCCAGGCCCAGAACUCUGAGGAGGGUG
Messenger RNA from Linum tenue, 1503 nucleotides. NCBI's taxonomy places the organism in Eukaryota, Viridiplantae, Streptophyta, Magnoliopsida, Malpighiales, Linaceae. The record is from the annotation of a GenBank genome assembly.